GAUCGCGACUCGAGCCGGAGCCCAAGCCCGAGCCGGAGCCGACCUGAGCCUGGGCAGAGCCCUCCGGCCGCUCUCCCGCGCCCCCCGGCCGCCCUCCGCGCUUCUCUCGGCUCCGCGCCCGCCCCCGCGGCCUCUCCUCCCAAUGAAACUGGCCGCGAUGAUCAAGAAGAUGUGCCCGAGCGACUCGGAGCUGACCAUCCCGGCCAAGAACUGCUACCGCAUGGUCAUCCUCGGCUCGUCCAAGGUGGGCAAGACGGCCAUCGUGUCGCGCUUCCUCACUGGCCGCUUCGAGGACGCCUACACGCCCACCAUCGAGGACUUCCACCGCAAGUUCUACUCCAUCCGCGGCGAGGUCUACCAGCUCGACAUCCUCGACACGUCCGGCAACCACCCGUUCCCCGCCAUGCGGCGCCUCUCCAUCCUCACAGGAGACGUUUUCAUCCUGGUGUUCAGCCUGGACAACCGCGACUCCUUCGAGGAGGUGCAGAGGCUCAAGCAGCAGAUCCUUGACACCAAGUCCUGCCUCAAGAACAAAACCAAGGAGAACGUGGACGUGCCCCUGGUCAUCUGCGGCAACAAGGGUGACCGGGAUUUCUACCGCGAGGUGGAGCAGCGCGAGAUCGAGCAGCUGGUGGGCGACGACCCCCAGCGCUGCGCCUACUUCGAGAUCUCGGCCAAGAAGAACAGCAGCCUGGACCAGAUGUUCCGCGCGCUCUUCGCCAUGGCCAAGUUGCCGAGCGAGAUGAGCCCGGACCUGCACCGCAAGGUGUCAGUGCAGUACUGCGACGUACUGCACAAGAAGGCGCUGCGGAACAAGAAGCUGCUGCGGGCGGGCAGCGGCGGCGGCGACCUGGGCGACGCCUUCGGCAUCGUGGCGCCCUUCGCGCGCAGGCCUAGCGUACACAGCGACCUCAUGUACAUCCGCGAAAAGGCCAGCGGAGGCGGCCAGCCCAAGGACAAGGAGCGCUGCGUCAUCAGCUAGGAGCCCCCUCCGCGCUGGCGACACAACUUGAGGACCUUUUUGUUUAAAAGUCAGAUCCCACGCCCUGGUUGGCCCCGUGGCCCCGGGCCACGAGCGCGCGCGCGCGGACUGGCGUCUUCGCCCCCCGCGACCCGGCCUCGCGCACUGGGGAGGCGCCACCAAACCGAGGAGGGACGGUCAUCUGCUCUGGAAGUAAAGAGAACUGGCUAAGACUGGGACGCCCCCCUCCCCCGAUUUCCCCAUCGGCGCCCACCACCCCCACGACUUGGGGGGCAAGGGUCCAGCAGAGGGUGGAUUUGUCUUGUUUCUCACAAAGACCUAGGAAUAGCGUGGGGAGGGGGUGGUGUGAAGUUAAUCAGCCUCUAUUAGGCUUCAAGAAGCUAUCCUGCGGGCUGGAGGGUCAGGACCAAGGGGGCAUUAUUUUCUCUCUGAUUCUGGGUUGCCAUGACAAUUGGCAAAAGCCUUUGCCCU
This is a messenger RNA of Cynocephalus volans (Philippine flying lemur), 1453 nucleotides long. It is a transcript of the gene RASD1, whose product is annotated as ras related dexamethasone induced 1. Gene Ontology annotation, biological process: signal transduction. The coding region runs from base 143 to 982 and encodes 279 amino acids. Lineage: Eukaryota; Metazoa; Chordata; Mammalia; Dermoptera; Cynocephalidae. Gene Ontology annotation, molecular function: G-protein beta-subunit binding; GTPase activity; GTP binding. The transcript is spliced from 2 exons. Gene Ontology annotation, cellular component: cytoplasm. The record is from RefSeq and is a predicted model, not a curated record.